GGCGCUGCUCUGAGCACCGCUACACGCGGCUCACCAUGGAACAUAACUAGUUAAAACAAUGACGAAUUCUGAUGUCCUUUCGUUUUUCUUUCAGGUGUUAUCUGUUCGACCAUCAACCAUGAAGGCUGUAGCUCUGAUCCUGGCUCUUGCAGUCAUUGGCUGCAAUGCCCGUGCUCUGCCCGAGCCCCCUAAGGCCUGGCAGGAUGCUGUGGAGAGGUUCUGGCAGCACAUCAAUGACCUGAACCAGCAGGCUGAUGGUGUGGUGCAGAACAUCAAGGCCUCUCAGCUGAGCCGGGAGCUUGAUACCCUGAUCACAGACACCAUGGCCGAGUUGAACACUUACAAAGAUGACCUGCAGACCAAGCUGAGCCCCUAUGCUGAUUUUUCCACCACCCAGAUGGCCCAGGAUCUGCAGCUGCUGACCAGCCGCCUGCAGCAGGACAUGCUUGAUGCCAAAGAGCGCAGCACCGAGUACCUGGGCGAGCUCAAGACCAUGGUCGAACAGAACACCGGAGACGUGCGCGGACGCAUCAGCUCUUACACCAACAAGCUGAAGAAACGUCUCAACAAGGACACAGAGGAAAUUGUCAACACCGUGACCAACUACAUGGGUGAAAUCCAGUCCCGCACCUCCCAGAACAUGGAGACCGUCCGCGGCCAGGUGGAGCCCUACGUGCAGCAGGCCAGCGAGACCGCCAACCAGAAGCUGAGUGACAUCACCGCCCUUCUGCAGAGCCAGGCCGAGGGUUUGGGAAAGACUCUUGAGAGCCAAUUCGCCAGCGUCAGGACCCAGAUGGAGGAGACCGUGGAGGGCCUGCGCACCGCUCUGGAAGGCAACAUGGACAAACUGACCGAGAACAUCCAGCCCAUCGCCGACCGCAUCCGCGAGCAGAUCGAGACCAUCGGCGAGAAGUUCAAGGAGAGCACCCAGUAAAUACAGACUGUUAAAACAAGGCAUUUCAACUAAGUCAGGGGUAUGCAAAAACCACUGAUGUGUUACUGAUCAUAUGUUUAAUGGUUGCUUUUGUGUACAGGGAGUGUGGGUUGAAGUAGCAUUUAUAUCACUAUACUACUUAUACAUUCGCCCAUAAUCACUGAACACAAGUACCUCAAGCAAUAACACUUUCAAUGUAAUUCAAUGUAUGCUUUACUACUGUUUACUUUUAUACAAGCCAACCCCUCAUUGUACUUAAGGGGUCAAAUCAUUUCAAUGACUGCACUGAAAAUAUAUCCCAACAAAGGCAAAAAAACAAAACAAAAAAAACAAACAUGAUUGCCUGAAUGUAUCUUGACCAUUUCUUAUAGUUGUAAAAUGUGAAAUGCAUUUUAACCUUUAAGAUUGAUGCUGCCUUCUUCACAUAUGCUGGAGAGUCCCUUGUAUUUCAAUUGUCCACCGUGCUGCACAGUGCUGCGUGAAUAAAGGACCAAGAAAACAAAA
This is a messenger RNA of Boleophthalmus pectinirostris (great blue-spotted mudskipper), 1438 nucleotides long. RefSeq names its product apolipoprotein Eb (gene apoeb). The transcript is spliced from 4 exons. The coding region runs from base 59 to 934 and encodes 291 amino acids. Gene Ontology annotation, cellular component: extracellular region; intermediate-density lipoprotein particle. The record is from RefSeq and is a predicted model, not a curated record. Gene Ontology annotation, molecular function: lipid binding. NCBI's taxonomy places the organism in Eukaryota, Metazoa, Chordata, Actinopteri, Gobiiformes, Gobiidae. Gene Ontology annotation, biological process: lipid transport; lipoprotein catabolic process; regulation of amyloid-beta clearance.